Caenorhabditis angaria is the source of this 1113-nucleotide messenger RNA. NCBI's taxonomy places the organism in Eukaryota, Metazoa, Nematoda, Chromadorea, Rhabditida, Rhabditidae. The record is from the annotation of a GenBank genome assembly.
AUGUCAGCGUAAGUUUCUAUCCCCAGCUUAUUUAAUAUCAAAGUCAAAUUUGUUUUUCAGCCAAAUCAAGCCACGAUCUGAAAUGACAGCCGAAGAAUUGGCUGCAAAAGAACAAGAAGAAUUUGCAGUUGGACCACUUUCGAUUUUGACAAAUUCGGUGAAAAACAAUGCACAAGUUCUCAUCAAUUGCCGUAACAACAAAAAAUUGUUGGGUCGUGUUAAAGCUUUCGACAGACAUUGUAACAUGGUAUUGGAAAAUGUAAAAGAAAUGUGGACAGAGAUUCCAAAGACAGGAAAAGGAAAGAAGAAGGUUAGUAUCGUUCAAAAAUCAUUCUCAUGGUUAAAUGACACGAGAGAAUAGAAAAGUUCAAUCAAUAAUAACCUGCUUGCUUUUCAGGCCAAAGUCAGUCGCAAAAGAUCGUUUCAUCUCAAAAAUGUUCCUUCGUGGUGAUUCAGUGAUUUUGGUCGUCAAAAAUCCUCUCGCCCAAGCCGAAUAAUUUAUUUUCUGAUGCAUCUCAUUUUGUCACAUCUGUUAUUUUUUUCCAUUUUCAUUUUAUCAUAAAUUAUCACUUUUCAAUUAUCGAUUUUCUUUCAAUUGUGAUAACCGUAAAUCCCCGGCCAAUGUUUUUCAUGAUUUAUUGUGUCAAUAUUUAAUGGUCAGUUUCAGAUUUUCCGACUUUCAGCGCUUCGAAAAUGCCGAUGAUCAGAGUUGCAACAAAUUUGGCUGAUAGCCAAGUUCCAAAAGAUUUCGAAGUUCGAGUAACUGAUGUUAUCGCAAAAUCAACUGGAAAACCAAGAGAAAGAGUUGCUGUUGAGAUUGCUGCCGGAUCAAGAUUGGUUCAUGGAGGAACUAGUGAUCCAGUUGCAGUUAUCAGUGUAAGUUUUGAGAAACUCUUAAAUUUAAUAUAAAUAAAUAUCCUUAUUAUUUUGUAGAUUCAAUCAAUCGGCGCGGUUUCGGAUGAAGACAAUAUUCGUCAUUCGGCUGCUCUCACCGCAAUCUUCCAAUCCGAACUCGGACUUCCAAAAGACAAAGUUGUUAUUUCGUUUUUCGAUUUGACUCCAGGAAAAGUUGCGAUUGGUGGAACAACUGUUGCAAAUGCAAACAAAUUGUAA